AGGCCCCCGUGCGCACGCAUCGCGCAGCGGCGCGUGGAACCCGAGGCCUCGUCGUGCCCAGCGGGGGCGGAGUGGAUGGCGGCCCAGGAUGGCGUGGGCACGGGCCAGCCCUGGGAGGCUCGGCUGCAGUGGCUGGGCAGCUGGAUCUCCAGUUGCGACGUGCUGAAGCGUGCGGCCGACCGCCUGGGGUGCAGUCCGUGGGCGCUCGCCGUGGCCAGCUGCUUCUGGAGACGGCGGGGUUCCUCUUCUGGGGCUUCACGGGCGAGCUGGUCUGCUUCCUGGCCGGGCUCGUGUACCCCAUGUGGGCUUCUUUCCGCGUCCUCGAGGACUUCCACGAAGACCCUGCCGGCGGCGCUCCGGAAGAAUGGCUCGCGUACUGGGUUUCGCACACGGCCCUGACGCUGCUCGAGUGCGUCCUUCGCCGGUUCCUCGAGCUGAUCCCCUUCUACUACCCGCUGAGGCUCUUGUUCAUCGUGUGGAUGUUCCACCCCGAGUCGCGCGGGGCGGCCGCGGUCUACAGGUGGGCGGUCGCCCCCGCGCUGCGGCUGCAGCGCCCCGCCGUGGACGCGGUCCUGGCGCAGGCGGCCGCCAGGGCGCACGAGGCGCUCGGCGGGGAGCUGCGCGAGGGGCUCUGCGAGGGUCUGCGCAGCGCGGCCGCGAGCGGCGUCGGGUACGUGCGCGACCUCGGGGUGGAGGACGACUUGAUGGCGCAAGAGCUCAAGAAGGCGGCGGCGGCGCACCUCAUCAAGACUGCUGGCCAGGCCGUGGGCCCGGACGCGCCGCGCCUCUCCUCCGCGCGGACGCGGGCCGACACGCCCCCGCCCAGGCCGUGCUCUGCACAGCAGGCCAGCCAGGAGGAACGCUGAGGCCGCGCCCGCGGGGCGUCCGUCUCUUGGCCGCAUCCCGCCACUCCGCCUGCCUGCGCGCCCUCCUCCUCCUCCUCCUCCUCCUCCUCCUUUUCCUCCUCCUGCUCCUCCUCGUCCUCCUCCUCCUCCCUUUGCUUCGACCUCGCUCCGGCUCGAGGCAACGACCUGUCGAAUGCAGCCCGGACUGUUCAGUGCUAGCACGCUCCAGCAGGCGUGGAAUCCCAGGUCCUGCACUUCAAUUCGGCCCCGGCAAGGACCAAAUUCGCGGAAUCCGUCGCGGAGUCCGCGGCCUGAAUUCGGAGUUACGGACGGAGGGACGGAGGGAAGAGAGAACGCCGCGUUCUCGUCGACCUCGCGGAACUCGAGAGGGAGGGGCAGGAUGGACGCGGCGAGCUUGCGUUAACGAUAAUUUAUUUGUCUCGUGCGUCAGCAAGUACCGUGAUCUCAGCUGCUCCACUGUCGCAGCCGCAUGGUGGCGCCCACUGGGGGUCGAGUAUAGUGCCAGCGGCGGUGCCGACAGAA
Prorocentrum cordatum is the source of this 1388-nucleotide messenger RNA. The record is from the annotation of a GenBank genome assembly. NCBI's taxonomy places the organism in Eukaryota, Dinophyceae, Prorocentrales, Prorocentraceae.